Molecule: messenger RNA, 1053 nt
Organism: Scylla paramamosain (green mud crab)
Lineage: Eukaryota; Metazoa; Arthropoda; Malacostraca; Decapoda; Portunidae
Gene: GlcT
Product: ceramide glucosyltransferase-like
Exons: 8
Coding region: 1-1053 (350 amino acids)
Biological process (GO): glucosylceramide biosynthetic process
Cellular component (GO): membrane
Molecular function (GO): ceramide glucosyltransferase activity
Source: RefSeq, a predicted model, not a curated record
AUGGAGUGGAAAAGGUACAGACGCCUUCACCAUCGUAGGGGCGUGGAAGGCGCUGGGGCGGAGUCAGGAGCGGCUGGUGUAAGCAUCUUGAAGCCCCUUGUUGGCAACCCUAUGGAUCCUAACCUCAUGACCAACCUCGAGACGUUUUUCACCAUGCAGUACCCGAAGUAUGAGCUUCUGUUCUGCAUACAGGAGGAGGGGGACCCAAGCAUUAUGGUGGUGCAACAACUAAUGAAGAAGCACCCACACGUCGAUGCUUCCUUCUUCGUGGGUGGCAAGGAAGUAGGCGUGAACCCCAAGAUCAACAAUAUGCAGCCUGGUUACAUGGCAGCUAAACACGAGCUUCUCCUGGUGUCAGACUCAGGGGUCAUGAUGAAGGAGGAUACCCUAAGUGACAUGGUGGCACACAUGACUCCUGACGUGGGCAUAGUUCACCAAAUGCCCUUCUGCUGUGACAGGAAAGGCUGGCCUGCUAUUCUGGAGAAGGUAUACUUCGGGACGGGGCACGCCAGGAUGUACCUGUUCCUGGGGCUGCUGGAUGCUCUGCGGCUGAGGGUCAACUGCUGCACCGGAAUGUCUUGCCUCAUGAGGAAGAAAGUGCUGGAUGAGGCGGGAGGUAUCAGUGCCUUUGGGAUCUACCUAGCUGAGGAUUACUUCUUUGCCAAGUUUAUCCAAGACCGAGGGUGGGGCAUCCGCAUCGCCUCCCAGCCCGCCUGGCAGAACUCGGGGACCUGUCGGGUGAAGACCUUCCUCUCACGGCUGACCAGGUGGUGCAAGCUGCGAGUGGCCAUGGUGCCGCACACUAUCCUGCUGGAGCCAUUCAGUGAGUGCAUGCUGCUGGGCCUGGUGGCUUCCUGGGCCGGCACUGUGCUGCUCAGGGCUGACUACCUCACCUUCUUCCUCUUUCACACCCUCACCUGGUCCCUGGCAGAUUGGGUCAUGCUCAAUAUUGUGCAGAACCUUAAAAACAUCCUCCAAAACCUGUCACUUCAACUAGAGCUUAUUGAAAGUAGUGGAGGUGUGGGCAGAAGUGUUUCAGAAUAUGGUCCAUAA